UUCGCCAUGUCCGAGACAGCCCCAGCUGAGACCGCCGCCCCGGCUCCGGUGGAGAAGUCUCCCGCCAAGAAGAAGGCGACCAAGAAAGCCGGCGCAGGCGCAGCCAAGCGCAAGGCCACCGGACCUCCGGUGUCCGAGCUCAUCACCAAGGCAGUGUCCGCCUCCAAGGAGCGCAAUGGGCUCUCUCUGGCCGCGCUCAAAAAGGCCUUGGCCGCUGGGGGCUACGACGUGGAGAAGAACAACAGCCGCAUCAAGCUGGGGCUCAAGAGCCUGGUGAGCAAGGGCACCCUGGUGCAGACCAAGGGCACCGGCGCCUCCGGCUCCUUCAAGCUCAACAAGAAGGCCGCGGCGGGCGAGGCCAAGCCCAAGGCCAAGAAAGCCGGAGCUGCCAAGGCCAAGAAGCCCGCGGGCACCACUCCGAAGAAGCCCAAGAAGGCAGCUGGCGCGAAGAAAAGCGUCAAGAAGACCCCAAAGAAACCCAAGAAGCCCGCCGCCGCUGGCACCAAGAAGGUGGCCAAGAGUCCCAAAAAGGCCAAGGCUGCCGCCAAGCCCAAGAAGGCUGCGAAGAGCCCGGCCAAACCGAAGGCGGUGAAGCCGAAGGCGGCCAAACCCAAAGCCGCCAAGCCCAAGGCUGCAAAGCCUAAAGUGGCCAAGGCGAAGAAGGCUGCUUCCAAGAGGAAGUAAAGGAAGUUGGCCUGAGC
This is a messenger RNA of Jaculus jaculus (lesser Egyptian jerboa), 701 nucleotides long. RefSeq names its product H1.5 linker histone, cluster member (gene H1-5). Gene Ontology annotation, biological process: nucleosome assembly. Lineage: Eukaryota; Metazoa; Chordata; Mammalia; Rodentia; Dipodidae. The transcript has a single exon. The record is from RefSeq and is a predicted model, not a curated record. Bases 7 to 684 code for a protein of 225 amino acids. Gene Ontology annotation, cellular component: nucleosome. Gene Ontology annotation, molecular function: structural constituent of chromatin; DNA binding.